This is a messenger RNA of Pomacea canaliculata, 1621 nucleotides long. RefSeq lists its product as uncharacterized. The record is from RefSeq and is a predicted model, not a curated record. Gene Ontology annotation, molecular function: acetyltransferase activity. The coding region runs from base 152 to 1051 and encodes 299 amino acids. The transcript has 2 exons. Lineage: Eukaryota; Metazoa; Mollusca; Gastropoda; Architaenioglossa; Ampullariidae.
ACCAAUUCCCCCGUGCCCCCCUGCCAUCGUAUUCGCGCCCAAGGGGAGUGUACUCAGGAGUAUCAGAUCACCUUUGGACUUUCAGAAUAACUAGCCACCAACCUUGCGCAAACCCAGUUUCCUGAAGUAAUUCUUAUUAUUUUCAGAAGACAUGUUCACCAAGGCAGAAGCAGUGGCAUUUCUGCAGAACUCUUGGGACAUUCAAAAGGUGGAAGAACGACUCAAAAACGACAGGAAGAGGCUUAUUGAAGAAGUGGUAAUUCAGAUCCAGUCCAGAGUUCCUUUUCAAAACAUUACGCUUAUGGCUGCUCCCCUGGAGCAGCGACGUCGACCAAACGUUAAAGACAUAAAACAAGCAUGCAUGAAGGGAGUUGGGGGGCUUUGCUACAGCUUGAAUGUCUUCACAUGGGGUCUUCUCCAGGGUCUUGGCCUCCAUGUGCAGCUGUGCCCUGCUACUUGUACGACAUCAGUUACUUACCCCAACAAUCACCUUUUUGUCCUUGUGAGAGACCUUGAAGCAAACGGUGAUCUCCAUCUGAUAGAAUGUGGUGUAGGAGUGCCAACCUUUCAGGUUGUGUCUCUUAAUUUUGACCAUGAAUCACCAGUAUUUAAAGACUCUUAUCUGGAAUACAAAUUCAUACGCCAUGAUGGCCAGAUUCUUCGCAUGCAUGGUGAUGGAGACACAAUGAAGCGAAAUGACCCACCUAAGGAAGGUUUGGACUUUUACAUUGGGAAAUGGCGCCGCAUGUAUUACUUCACUGUGAAGCCCACUGAAUGUUUGUCAGACUUUGAUACAAUUUUUGAUGAAGUGUUUACUGUUCCUGGGAGAACGCCUUUUCAUCACUCUCCACGUGCAAUCUGGUUCCCAGGCCAGCGGGCCAUCUUGUUUGUCAACAACCGUUCUUUAGUUGAGGAAGACAAAGGCCAGCUGAAAUUGACUGUGAUGGAAAAUGACGGUCAAACUUUAGACUUCUUUUGCUGCAACUUUCCUACUAUAGAUCAGGAAGAUGUAUGCAAAGCCAUCAUAGAAUGGCACCAUGUUUCUGAAUAACAUUUCUUCAUUAGAAUCUGGGUUAUACGCAGCUUUCAAUUUCACAAAAUUUAUCCACAAAAAUAAAGGAUUCAGCAACCUGAUGGCAGUCCUCCAAUAUCCUUGGUUUUUGUUUUUUUUUUAAUAUGUAGCACAUGUCACCUUGAAUGCCACCUUUAAGUAUAUAUCAGUCUGCAUAUAUGAUUUUUAACUAUUAAGCAGAUUAAGUUCUAAAAGUGAAAGAUGGUCUGUGAAAUAACACUGGUACAGUAAUAAAUACUUGUUUUCGUUGUUUGGAAGUUUUUAUUAUUAGCUGAUUAGAUUUGUGAUUAGAUUUGUGUCAAGGCCAUUUAAUUGUGUUUGCUUAUAAUUGUUACUUAUUUGUAUAGUGCUGCAUUUGUGUCUGAGCAUACUCUUACCGCUUGUUUACAAUGCCAGUGUGAGGUACGUUUUACGUUCGUACAUUUUCUAUUUGUGUGUGUGCACGCGCAGGAAAAUUGAGUUCAUUAUGUCCAAACAAUCAUGAGCAAUAAGCACUGGCUUGAGGUCCUAAUCAUGAAAAAACGUGAUCAAAUACACUUGUGAAAGUAA